CUCCAUCGAUGCGGUUGGCUGAUUUCUGCAACCCAAGCAAGCGUGUAAACGAUGCAUAUUAGUUCAUGUAACCUCCUCACAACGUAAACACAGGUUUUUCCCCUUUGUUUACAACUUUUCUAUCCCUAAUUCGCCGUCUUGAUGGACAACCUUCUUUCGGCGUUAUUUUCCUCUCCGGAGGAAGAGCAAUACGUUUUGGAUUGCAUGGCUUAUUUUUUAAUUUUAAUGGCUGCGGUCACGUUUGUUUGCUUGUUGUUCGUAGACGCGGCGUAUGGUCGGUACGCUUCGCGUAAAUACGGAAUCCUGGUGAACGCCAAACUGGCUUGGUUUGUCCAGGAGCUGCCCUCGAUCCUGGUGCCAGUGUGUCUGCUAGUGUGGGCAUCCUCGGCAAAGACCUCCCUGCUAGCCAAUCAGUUGCUCAUUGCAAUGUUUUUAUGCCACUAUGCACAAAGAGCACUUAUUUAUCCAUUUUUAAUCCGAGGAGGUAAACCGACAGCAUUUCUCUCUUUUUUCCUGGCUGUUGUUUUCUGCAUAUACAAUGGCUUCAUGCAGAUCAGAUAUCUGAGCCACUAUGCAGAGUACCCUGCAGAUUGGGUGACGAAUCCAUGCUUCAUUGCAGGUUCUGUGCUGUGGCUGCUUGGCUGCCUGAUAAAUUUGCACUCUGACCACAUCCUGAGGAAUCUGAGGAGGCCUGGAGAGAGCGGAUAUAAGAUCCCCAGAGGUGGAAUGUUCGAGUAUGUAUCCGCAGCCAACUAUUUUGGGGAGAUAACCGAGUGGGCGGGCUUCGCUCUGGCAGGCCAAUCUGUUCAGAGCGUGGCCUUCGCCAUCUUCACCGCAGUGGUCCUCAGCACCAGAGCUUUUUCUCACCACAAAUGGUACCUUGCUAAAUUUGAGGACUACCCCAAAACAAGGAAGGCAUUGAUCCCGUUUUUGCUGUAGAAUAUUCUCAAAUAUGGCACAGCGCAGUAGCAGCAAGCGAUACGCUCGACCCAAUAACUCAUCCGCUCGAAAUGAACAGUGUCGAGGUUGACACUUGCGAUUGUGGGUGAUUUAUGAGAAGCUGCGAAGCGUGCACAAGACAGUAACUAGUGCAGGAUCACAUGAGGAAGAUGGGGCAGAAAUACAGAACUGGACUUACACUUAUAUGAAAACUUACAGGUGACCUUUUAGGCGGCCGGACUGAGUGAAGUGUAACCUGAAGCUUAAAUCACAGCGUGCCUGCGGCAAGUGUCAUCUGCAUUUUUUUCCCCCUCACAGGUCAACAGAGGACAAAUAUUUAAAGGCUACCAUUUUAACUAAUAGCACACAUAUUUUUAACAUCUGAACCGCUUCUUUGAAAUGUGACUGCUGACUUUUUCUACACGAUUGAGGAAAAAAUGAGCGUGCCCCAUUUUAGCCAAGUUCAUGUUACUAUUAUGAUUUUUUAUAUGCAGUGUUUUUGAAAUAAAUCUGUUUUAUCAUUUGUA
Syngnathus typhle (broad-nosed pipefish) is the source of this 1466-nucleotide messenger RNA. RefSeq names its product steroid-5-alpha-reductase, alpha polypeptide 1 (3-oxo-5 alpha-steroid delta 4-dehydrogenase alpha 1) (gene srd5a1). The transcript has 5 exons. Gene Ontology annotation, molecular function: 3-oxo-5-alpha-steroid 4-dehydrogenase activity. Gene Ontology annotation, biological process: steroid biosynthetic process. The record is from RefSeq and is a predicted model, not a curated record. Bases 142 to 939 code for a protein of 265 amino acids. NCBI's taxonomy places the organism in Eukaryota, Metazoa, Chordata, Actinopteri, Syngnathiformes, Syngnathidae. Gene Ontology annotation, cellular component: membrane.